CAGAAACACCAAAGCCGAUUAAGUUAUCUGGUUAGCUGCUUCUGUAUCUCUUAGUAGGAGACUAAUUUAAUAGCAAUUACCAUGAUUAACAUGCAUCAUUAUCCGUCUCAGAUAUGAUUUAUCAGGUAAAAUAUAAUAGUUUGGAUGCAGACUGCAGAUUCUGCCAUAUCUCUGAUGUUAUCUAUCCAUAGCCAGCCAUUCACUGCAGCAUAUCUAGACCCAGUGAAUGAUUAGAAAAUUGCCAGAUCUGGAAUGGAAUGGAGGAUAUCUUAACUCUUUUGUGGGAUUUUCCACCAUUACCUUUUUAUCUGCCUAUCGAUUGCGUAAAAUAGAUAGAAAAAAAGAAAAAGAAAAAGAAAAUAAGAAAAUAUCCCCUGACUUUCCAUCCAUCUUUUUGCUUCUCUUUUCUUCCAUUUUUUCUCAGCUCUUCUCUGCUCAGCCCUUCAGCCCUUCAGCUCUUCUCCCUCACUAUUCGUCUCCGCCUUUUUUCCCAGGCUCCACUCCAAAGGCGGUGACGAAGAUCCGCGUCAUUUCGUCUUGGGUUGCCCAACGCUUUCUGACAUUGUCUCCGGUUAUAAUCCUCCCGGAUUUGCGGCCAAUUCCUUUUUCUCCUUCCCCAGCCUUCUACUCUCCCAGUACUGCCACCCAACGUGGUGACGCCAGUUCCUCUUCGUCGUCUUCCGCCUUCGGGGAACACCCAACCAUAACCUUUCCAGCUCCGCAUCCUUUCUCUUCUCGGCCUCCUUCGAACCGUCUUGACCGUGCAGCCCCGACCAAUGUCAUCCCCAUGUCAAGCCCUCCGUCCGCAUCAGAGAAUACCUUGUCUGAACCCCUGGUGACACCUGCUGCGUCUGCCCAACAUGAUUGCUCUGAAGGGCCUGAUCUCUUCUGCGGCAAGCAGCGUCGCCACCCUGCUCGAGACCAGCUCUUGCACCAGGACGUUCAGCAAGCUCCUUCUCCCUCCCGCGCCGAAUCCCCAACUGCUCAUCAAUGGUCGAGUAAUCCCACGUCUUCCCUUGCUCUCAAAAAGACCCCCAAGAUCCCCUUGGAGAAGGUUGCUCGCUCCGAUUUCUCUCACUCCCCUCAGCUGUCGGAACGAGACAGCAUCUUCGCAACCCACUAUCUUCCUUCAGACACGGCUCACAACACCCCCCAACUUUUACCCGUCCAGGAUGCAGCCCAUGAUGAACUGCAGAUAACCCAGAUCCCCGACAUUGAAAAUGCAUCUGCUUCUCCCAUUUCCACUUCCAAGGUCCUUCCCCAUCGCCCUCACGGCGACGCCUCCCACAUGGAAGUUGACAUCCACAGAAACCACCCUUUGCGUUCCCCUUCGUUCCUUGCAUCGCCCGCCAUUCCACAUUCGUCUUUGCUCUCGAUUCGUUCCGAUGUAGACUGGGAAAAGCCGCAAGAGGCUGAGGGAAAGUCGCAGACUCCACCCUGGGAGAGUUUCCCGCCCCUUCAAAAAUUUGUAUCGGGUGGUGCUAAACCCGGCGAUUCUUCGUUCGACUACGACUUUAUUCCCGGCACGCUCAGCGAUGCUCCGUCGUCUCGUAACUCGAUAGUACUGCCGCCUGGGGAUGACUUUUCUGCCGACCACUCUGACAUGACGUCCUACCAGUUGUCAGAGGAAUCCCCAAGAGAUGGCCCUCGCGAACCUAAGCUCGAACGGAGCUCGAGUCGGAGCCGUCGUGGCAGAGGUGGCAGAGUCGAAAAUUCGAUCGAGGCCAACCUGACCAACGCCGAACCCACUUCGCACGUUCGUUCCCGCAAGUCGAGCCACUACCUAGGCCUAUUCAAGGAAAACACCACGUCUCCAGACCGGAAGAGAAGGGAUGACCGUGGUAAGAAAAUCGACGAACCCCUGGACCCAUACGAUACGCCAGAUGCCAUCCAUGAGGAACCACCCUAUGGCUGGGAGCAUCAUGACCUAGGAAACCAAAGACAAGCUGAGCCAUUGCCAUCAUCUCGAGAUGCUGGCCUUCGAACCUCCAAGAGCAUGUCGCAUCUUUCAUUUGUUGAUGCACCGCUGAUUGAGCCGCCUUCCGUGGAUGAGGCCUAUGGUCACCCACAUGGUGAUACUAUUACCAAAAAUCAUUAUAGGGCUUUGCCCCACACCCUCCUUGAGGAAAUUCGAAACUUUCACCUAACACCAGGCGGGGCUCGUGGAACAUCGUUUUCAAAGAGCAUUCCGACGCAGUUCUCGGAAGGGGGGCAGGAUUACACACCAAAAGAUUCCUCUGACAGAUCAUCCCCGCCAUCUGACGAAAACCAGGAACACCGUCGUUGCUCCGACUAUGAGGACGAGGGAACUGAGCAAAUAUCAUCUGCCGUAUACUUUCCGCAUGAGCGGGUUACGGUCGAUCAAUUCCAGUCUUUCCCAGAUGACAGGGCUGAUGAGCGGCAAUUCAAUGCAUCAGCUUCGCAGGAAGGUCACGUUCUCGUGCCAGAGCCAGGUGCUAUCCCCGGUGAACAGGAAGUUAGCCAUGUGGAUAUAUCUCUUCGAUCUAAAAAUGAUAGUAGAAUUCUACAUGGCGACCUGCAAGACCUGCAGCCCCCUCUAGAAGAACUUAAUGAGAAUUCGCUGGGUACAGUAUCCGAACACGGCUGCGACUCUACAGGCGAAUCGGAACUUGCCUCUGCCGAUGAGCUGUCUGGCCGGGAGGAGGAAUCGAGUCUGACGGAUGACCUUGAUAUGACACCCACGGCUACCCCAACUCAACGUCAACGUAUUCCACGCCCCCGUCGCAAGCAUGAAGCAGGUCCAGUUGGGGCAGUUGAAUUGAAACCUUAUCGCCACCAGGUUGGCGGGCAUACGACCGUGUUUCGAUUCUCUCGCCGCGCCGUGUGCAAACAGCUCAACAACAGAGAGAACGAAUUCUACGAGCGCAUCGAGCGUAGACACCCUGAGAUGCUGAUGUUUCUUCCAAGAUAUAUUGGUGUUUUGAAUGUAACCUUUUCCAAGAACCCAAAGCGACCCAAGCCACAUGCUGAAGGCCAGACGAGCAUUGAAGCUGCCAACGGCAACGCCCAUGAUGCGAAACAUUCAGAGAGGGCGUCAGUAGGUGACACAAAGCCCGCCGAACCAGCGGAGCCGCAGCGGAUUUUCAGUCAAUCGCAGGUGACUGGUAUCAUCCCAAAAGUGAUACUUGAAAACAAUCGUCAUAUAAUCCCUGCUGGUCUUUUCUCUCGCUCAGAGAGGCCGCGGACGGCGGACGAAGCGACAUUGAGCAAACACCGUUUCUCCAAUGGCAAUAGACCUUCGAUGCAUGAGAAACAAGCCCUGCCUGGCUCCUUGGAGGAUAGGCGUGUUGCUCCACCGCCUUUGAAGCGACACAACAUCAGUUGGGGCGCUACGACAGUCAACCGCAAAUUACAGGAGCAGGUUCUUCGAGAGGUCUUUAGUCCACCCGCAAUUCAUCAGCAUCGGCGACAUGCCCGUGGCCAUCUCACCAUGCCAAGGAUGUCAUCCGACAGCGGGCGUCGAAGGGCCAAUCUCUCGGAAGAUCAAACUGCAAGUAGCCGUCGGGCUGCCCCAGAGCAGAGUGAGCCACCGAGGUCUUCCGCUAUAGAUAUUACAAAGCAAUCAAGUGAAGGAGGACGUGGGUUGUCAUCUUCAGCAUCCACUGCAUUAGAUGCCCCUCACAAGGGUCUCGAAAAGAUUCGAACUGAAGAGCCACAACCGCCACGUGCGAGCUCUCUCAAUCGAACUCGACAAGUCAGGCGACGUCAUUCAGGCAGCGGGCUCCAAAGACGUGGAAGUAUGGAUUCUGGAAAAACUGGCGAUCUAAUGUUUUUCGAUGACGAUGGUUACGGCGGGGAUAGAGAAGAUGAGAUCUUUUCAAUGGAAGGUGACCCUUCCAUGGCACCGAACCGCCUAGCCAAGGAAGCUCCAGAGCAACCUCCCCUAGAAAUUGUCGCACCUGAAGAUUCACAAGCUGAUGAGCAUGUUCCUUCUGAUCCUCCUCCAAGCCUUCCUGUCCGCCUCGAGGUCAAGGACGAGAACCCUUUCCACCUCCCGGCCAACCCUAAAGAAGCUCAGACGCGCAAAGACGAAAGAGUGCAAUUUUUCUUACUUCUGGAGGAUCUCACAGCUGGAAUGAGCAAACCUUGUGUGCUCGAUUUGAAAAUGGGCACUCGUCAGUAUGGGAUUGAAGCGGAUGACAAGAAAAGGAAGUCCCAGAGGCGAAAAUGCCAGUCUACCACUUCACAGCAACUUGGUGUACGUCUCUGUGGCAUGCAAACCUGGAACAUCAAGAAACAGGAGUAUGCGUUUGAAGACAAAUACUUCGGACGAGAUUUAAAGUCCGGCCGCGAAUUCCAGGAUGCUCUUACUCGCUUUCUCUAUGACGGAGUCAGUUACACCAGCGUAGCCAAAAAGAUCCCGGUUAUUCUGGAGAAGAUUGGGAAGUUGGAAAACAUGAUUCGAAAACUCAAGAGUUAUCGUCUCUAUGCCAGUAGCCUCUUGAUCCUUUACGAUGGAGACCCGGCCGACCCCGAUACGAUGCCAAAGACCGAUACCCAGUCUCCCGUCAAGCGAAACCCUUUGCACCGCCGUACCUCUGAUGAUGGACGCGGAAAUCUCGAUGUUCACUUGAAGAUUGUCGACUUUGCAAAUUGUGUUACCGGCGAGGAUGUACUACCACCGGAUACACGCUGCCCACCCCAGCAUCCAGAUGAUAUCGAUCGCGGUUAUCUUCGUGGCCUUCGGACGUUGAGAAUGUACUUCCAGCGCAUCCUCAAGGAGACUAUGCACGAUGAUUACGUUGAACGAGGCGAAGGUGAAGCUAUAGCCCUUGGAUCCCGAACUUCUGGUAACGAGGCUUCAUCGGACCGCUACUUGGAUGAAGGUGUUAUGGAGGAUGACCCUGGCGAAGUGAGCUUCUAGCAUUCUUCGACGAUAAUUCCUUCCGGGACCUGCAUGUCGUUCAUACUUUUUGCUUUUCUUCUUUUCUCAUUUCCUUGUUAUGCUCCUUUUUUCUAUUCGGUUUGGAGUUGUCGGCUUGCGUUUCCACACCUUCAAUGAUCAAGUUCAAAUGCAAUUUCGUGGGAGGCGUCAUUAUCGCAUGGCAACGGACUGGGG
This is a messenger RNA of Aspergillus wentii DTO 134E9, 5080 nucleotides long. Its product is annotated as inositol polyphosphate kinase KCS1. The record is from RefSeq and is a predicted model, not a curated record. Gene Ontology annotation, biological process: phosphatidylinositol phosphate biosynthetic process; inositol phosphate biosynthetic process. Gene Ontology annotation, molecular function: inositol hexakisphosphate kinase activity. The transcript is spliced from 4 exons. The coding region runs from base 227 to 4885 and encodes 1552 amino acids. NCBI's taxonomy places the organism in Eukaryota, Fungi, Ascomycota, Eurotiomycetes, Eurotiales, Aspergillaceae. Gene Ontology annotation, cellular component: nucleus; cytoplasm.